AACAGUCGAUAACGUCAAUAUUCUUCAAUUAUCUCAAGUCACGACGUACGGUUACAAAAGUGUUUUUUUGUAUACUGAAUACUUUCAGUAUUUCGUCGAUUUUAAAGAUGAUGAAAGAGCUUUGUGCAAUUGUUGAAGAGAUAUUAAAACAGAUGUAUGUAUUAAGAAAAAAAAAAAAAAAAGAACGGAAACAAGAAGAGAUGACAGAGUAGAUUUUUGUGCCUAGAUGAGUAUCGUGUAAAUCUGCGCGCGCACGCACGUGGUAUGCUUGUGCUUUGCAAAAACAUCCUCAUUGAAAAAAAGAAGUCGCGAUCUUUUUCAUACGACAGCUGCAACAAUGGUUUUUACUUUCGUUUCCGUUUGUUGACGUCACGGUGGUGACAUUCAGCAGCGUAUAUACAUCGCAUUGCAAAUAUCUUGCUAAUGAUUUAACAGCAGCAUUUGCGCUGACCACAACGUGGCGUUGCAAUCGCAAGACUACUCUGUGUCGGAGGGACUCGUAAGUAAACAAAAGAUUUCUGCCGCGCAUUCUAUUCGGGCGGGUCUCACGGAGCAAGUGGUGUGUGGAAAAUGAAGUAAACGAGAAUCAAGUGAAUAAUUGCGGUCGAUGAUCUAUGUGACGCGUGUCGUCUCUGGCUUUUUAUCUAUAUAAAGAAAAUUAACGGGAAGAUCAUUUGGAUAACAGCCUUGACAACAACUUCUGAAUCAACGAGAUUUUUCUAUUUAAGACAAUUAAAAUUAUUUUAAUACAUUGGGAGAAAUUAUAAAUAUUUACAAAGGAUAACUGUAAUUGUAAGAUGCGUUCAUCCUAUAUGCGCAUCAAAUUAUACAAAUUGAACCCUACUGUUCAAAGAAUCAAUUUUGUACGAAUGAAUAGUUCUCUAUUACUGAAAGCUCUGACGGUUAAGUUUUUCGUUACAAGUUUUAUACUUUGCGUACUAUUCCAAAUAGUAGCUUCACAACAAGUUGAAAAAAACAUAAACUUGGAAGUGGGAAGAGAGAAAAGAGAAGCCGUUGAUGUUCAGAUAAACACAAAAUUAUUGGAGUCUAAGAAUGAUAAUAAAACCGUCCAGAUUUAUCAAAAGAAAAACACUAAUAACUCUGAAUAUGAAAAAAGGAAUGAUGAAACAUUUUAUUUGGAAGACGAGCGAGUAAGAAUACGAAGGAAGAAUAGAAAAAAUAAAAGAUCACAUAAAGGCACCAAAAAUCAGAAAAAACACAGGAGAAACAAGCGUUGGAGAACCAAUGGUGUAAUGGUAGCUAAAUUUAAUGGUGCAAUACCAGAAAUGCAUAUCAAAGAUGACGGUUUGAUUGGGCCAUGGAUGAAGAGCGUCUACGAAGUAAACAAUCCAUUUGAGUUUACGAACUUUCAUUUAGUUGAGGAACAAAAGACAAUUGAAAUAAACAAGAGCGGAUUAUAUACGAUUUCAGUACAAAUUGGUUACACAGGUAAUUCGGCUCCUAAUUCUUAUAAGCUAAUGUUAAGUUCUGAGAAUGGUUCUGUUGUAACAAAGAUUGCUAUGUGCAGUACCAAUAGUACGGACAGUACAUGUCUUACUAGUACAACCAAGUAUAUAAAAAAACAGGAUAGAAUACGCAUACAGCAACAAGAAAAAAAUAGAUUCAUUAAUUUGCGACCUGGAUUCAGCUUUGUAGAUAUAAUAUUUUAUGGAUAGUCAAAAAAAGAAUUCUAAAGUAUAACGGUGUGACGAAAAUGGAAAGUUGAACUUAAGAAGUUUAAAAGAUAAAUUCGACUACUUUGUUGCAGCUAUAUUUAGUGAAAUGACGUAAUGUUACUAUUAUUAUUACAUUGUGUACGAUUCUUGUGUGUGUAUACAAGUAGUUGCGGAAUGCAUUUUGUGUGUGAUAUUGAGUAGCAAGGAAUGACAGUUCGAUUUGAUUGACAAGAGGAACAACUGUUUGAUAUCUCGUAAGCUAAAACUGUCAUUUUCUAAUACGUAGAAGUUUGUUCCUCGGAGAUAAAUUUUUGUUGCAGCAUUCUGAUCAACUCCGUCAAACAUUUAUUCGCAUUUUGUUGUUGGAAAACACUCUGUUCAGUCUUUUCAGCAAAUCUAGAGAAUGCAAGAUGUAACAUUUGUACAAGUAGCGUCUUUGAUUGUUCUUGUUCUUAUUAUUAUACAAAUCUCUUAAUGCCGCUGUUGACGCAAAUAUAAAUAAAUGAUCAGGAGAUGUAGAUUCCAACCAAUCACUUUGAAAAAGCUUUCAAAGUUUCUUGUAACUCUGGCACAGUUUUUAGACAUUGUACUGUUUGCAUUUAAAUAGCAUAUAUUGCCAAGAUUAUGUAAUCCUGAAAGAUCUAGAGUCGUCAAUUCUGCUUCAUGUUCUUUCAUAAAUAAUAGCUUUGCUAUAGGUUCAAUAAGGCACAUCUUCUUUAGAAUCCAUCAUAAGUACUGUAACAUCAUCUUUAAGCUUUACAUUACUUUAAUCACACUUGAGUGUCAUUUCUUUGAGCACAACUUUACCUUUCUAGUUGGACCCCAGAGGUCUAACCAAAAUGUUUCAUCCAAAAACCUGUGCUUUAAACAAUAUUUGUUUUUUCUCUGAUAAGUCAUAAAUAACCGAGCCAACAAAAAGUACAGUAUGUGAUAAUAAUAGUAAGGUUUAUAUAAUAUACAUAUAUGUAAAAAAGGAUGAGAUAAAUCAGUGGUUGUGAUUAAUAUGAUUGAUAGGAAAAAUCUCAAAUUUACACAGUGAUAAGAAUUUAGAUGUCACAAAUUUUAAGAUAUAGAUAUUGUUGUUCUUAUAACAAAUGUUUACUUAUAAUUAGAACAAAUUAUUAGCGCGUUCCGAAAGCCAUAAGAAGAGAAGAAAAGUAAGUAAAUGUAUAUGCGAUGACGUGUAAAUGAUCUAUGUAGAACUAAAUCAGAUUUUAUCACAAUUUUACCGUGAGUUGUUUGUUGUUUUCGAAUAUAUAAAGAACAAAAAAAAAAUAUCAAAUGCAUAACAAGAGUCUGAUGAGAAUACAACAUACAGUCACAAUUUAUUUGCUUUUCAUGAUUGUUUCUGACUACUCAUAUAUGUAUAUAUUUUUAUAUAAGAGUAAAUUUCUAGUUUUUAUAUGAUAAAAUAUGUGUAUUUUAUAUUUUAUACAUAAAAUGAAGAUCUCGUUUUAUUACAGUGAAAUUGAAUUUUUAUGUUUAUAUAUAUAUGUGUUGUUGAUUUUAUAA
Pseudomyrmex gracilis is the source of this 3188-nucleotide messenger RNA. RefSeq lists its product as uncharacterized. The transcript has 8 exons. Bases 798 to 1676 code for a protein of 292 amino acids. Lineage: Eukaryota; Metazoa; Arthropoda; Insecta; Hymenoptera; Formicidae. The record is from RefSeq and is a predicted model, not a curated record. Gene Ontology annotation, molecular function: protein binding.